UUUUUGAAUCUGUGUGCCAUAUGGUUUGAUUUUCACGCGAUAAAAUGUAAAUGUCUUCACUUUCGAAUCGGCAACGUUAGAAUAAAUUUAAAAAAUGUGGUUUCAGGGCUUACAAAAAUGUCAAAUUAUAAUAUGUCUCCUAAUCGGCAUUUAUCUAUCAAAAGUAAACACUGAAGCCUCUGUGUUAAAUGAUGGAACUAACUCGGAUGAAGUUGUUAUUCACCGAAAAGGCUUGGGAAUCCCCAACUUGAGCACGUUCAAUGGGAAAAAGAAGUUCCAGUGUCCAUCGCUAUUUGGAACAUUUUCUGACAUUGAAGAUUGUUCUAAAUUCUAUCUUUGCGUCGCUGGAAUACCUCAACGCUUGCCUUGUCCAAGAGCCAAACUGUUCGAUAAGUACAGAAGAAAAUGUCUUUCAUUUAUAGUUGCCAUAUGUGACAAAGGAAAAGGAGGAAAGGAAACAACUCAUCCAGAUGAAAAAAUAACUACUGAAAAAGAUCAUUCAUUUUUGUGCCCGAGAAUGUUUGGAUCAUUUGAUCACUCAACUGAAUGUUCCAAUUACUACGCAUGCUCUUUCUUCAUACCGGUAUUAAAAACUUGCCCCAAGAGAGAACUCUUUGAUGGAGUCAAGAAAGAAUGCAGACCCGAAAGCGAAGUGAACUGUGGAUCAAGGAACCGACCCACAAGUGAAACUACUCCUUUCACCAAGCCAUUAAGUUCAGAGCCUACAACUCCAGAACCCACUUCUCGUAAGCCAACUACUCCAGAGCUCUCUACUACAGAGCCUUCUACUCUAGAGCCCUCUACGUUAGAGCCCUCUACUCCAGAGCCUACAACUCCUGAGAUAACUACUCCAUUGUUAACAACAACCGAAGAACAAACACCACCUGACCAUAAUUGUGAUGAAGAUGAUCUUGAUUGUAUAAUCACUGAAACUGGAGAAAUCCCCAGUUGGUUCAAAUGUCCAGUGGAACUCGGCUCUCAUCGUCAUCCUAGCAGCAAAAAACUCUUCAUUUUUUGCAUUAAUUGGAAACCAUCCGUGAAGAAAUGUGGACAGGACUUGAUUUACUCACAGGAAGUGGAAACUUGCGUUCCACCUUAAAAUAUACCGUUACACAAACAGAAAGACACUUAAAAUUUACAUUCUCUGAACAUUAUUAAUUGCUGCAUUUAUCCGUUGGAAUACUUAGUUCAAUAAUGAAUCAUUAUUAAAAAUCAUUAACAAAAUCAGAAGGUUAAUAGAAUUUUUUAUUAAACUUUACUUCAAAUUUUUAAAUAAGAUUGAAUGCUAAAAUUAUUUAACCGGAAAAGUUUGAGAACUGGGUCGGAUAUUGACAUUGUUGCUUAUAAAUAUUGUAAUAAAACUGUCUCAUAAAAAAUACUUUGUAGAACUCGAAAUAAAAAAGAUUUUAAAAAAUAAAUGUUUUCAUUUAAAAAAUGACAUAAAACAAAUCUAAAUUAGAAAACCCUAAACCUUUUUAUUUAAUAAGAAAAUACAUGUUUUGACCAAUGAUACAGAAAAAUAGUUAUUUACAAAUUAUAGUGUUGUAUAUAAUUUAUAUAUGUGUAUUAAUGUAAAUUAUAAAUAUAAUAUGCUGAUUAUAAAUAUGCUGGCAACUAAAUCACCACCGUUUUUUUUCUCCAAUAUUUAGUUUUCGUUUUUAUCAAUAGUUUUUGCUUUAUGGUCUAUGGUUCUUACAAAGCAUUGAGGGGUAGCUGUAAUGAAAGCAUUGCAUAUUGAAGAAAGCAUUCCAUAUUCUUUUGCUGUUAAACGUGAAUUUUCGUGCAAAUGUUGAUUUUAUCACUCUUCGUCAAACUCAACUGGAUGACACGAACUAGGUGCGUCUUUGUCAAAAUUCUCCUCUUUAAGCUUGGAAUACCAAUCAAUAGUGGUUCUUUUAGUUAUGACACUCUUCCCAAACAAAGCACAAAAGUUGCGAACAGCCUUUGAUUAAACUCGAAAGGAAAGGGCUCCAAAUUUAUACAUUUUUCUAAACUUUAUAUUCCAUUUUAAAGAUUUGAAAAUUAGAUUAAGCUUAUUUAAACAAAGAAAAUAGUUGGAGAAUAAAACAUCCGUUUUCGAAUAUUAUAAAACAUUAUAUCCAUGCCAAAAAUAUAUAAUGACUAAAUGAAUGUUAAAAUUUAAGAAAAAAGAAAUGGUGAGAAUCUAGUUUCUAACACAAUAAUAUGCUUAAAAUAUUCUAUUUUUAAAUGAUAUUAUAUUAAGUCCAAAUGUAUUUAAGAUGUUUUACUUUUUUAAUAUUAGGUACUUGAUGAAAUAAACCUUCAAAGUAUGAUGAAAGUGCUUCGUCUGUAAAAACUAUUUAUUAACAGAAUUUAUACUGUAAAUAAUAUCGAUAUACCUUUUUAAUUGGAAAGAUUUUGCACUAUCAUAAAUUAAAACUAUCAUUUCUGAUUAUGCAGAAAUGCUUGAUCUGUAUUUUGUUAUUUUUGACAAUCACAACAGUUUGAUAAAACAUGAACUUCUUUAACGA
Messenger RNA from Parasteatoda tepidariorum (common house spider), 2492 nucleotides. NCBI's taxonomy places the organism in Eukaryota, Metazoa, Arthropoda, Arachnida, Araneae, Theridiidae. The record is from RefSeq and is a predicted model, not a curated record.